This is a messenger RNA of Spinacia oleracea (spinach), 1192 nucleotides long. RefSeq lists its product as uncharacterized. The coding region runs from base 180 to 713 and encodes 177 amino acids. NCBI's taxonomy places the organism in Eukaryota, Viridiplantae, Streptophyta, Magnoliopsida, Caryophyllales, Amaranthaceae. The transcript is spliced from 3 exons. The record is from RefSeq and is a predicted model, not a curated record.
UCGUGUUCCCCUGCUGCUCGUGCCCUUCAAUUUCAGAAACAAAGUUUCUGAAAUUGAAACUUUGUUUUAUUCCCCCUUAUUCAAGUUGGGCCAAAUCAAUUGGGCUUUGGAAAUUGGACUCGGAGUUCAGGAAGAACGAUCCAUCGAACAGGAAGUAUAAACUACGGUUGAGAUCGGCGAUGACUUCAAGCGGAAAUAUUCCUAUUGACGGCACUAGAAACGACAACGAUGUUAACGAUGGCAAUGGUAAUCACAAAUCUGCAUUAACGCUGGAAGGAAUGCAAGAAAGAAUUGAAGAAUUGCGCAAGGAUCCCAUUUCCGGUGACACCCCAGGAGAAACGAGUGAUAAUCGAAUGGACUUAAUGAGAUUGAUAAUGUCGGAACUUCUACAAGGAAAUCGUCAAAAUCCAAGGUCAGAGCAAGAAGAAUGCUCCAACAUGUUCAAGAAGUUCUCUUCUCAUAAUCCCCCUACAUAUGAUGGCAAGCCAGACCCUACCGAAUUUGAAGAAUGGAUUAGCGAUAUGGAAAAGCUAUUUGAUGCUACGCAAUGCCCCGAGAAGUGGAAGGUCAACUAUGCCGUCUUUUACUUGAAAGGACAAGCCAACCUAUGGUGGAAAAAUGUUAGAGGAAUCCAAAAUGAGCCUGGUUUUGGUUGGGAAAAACUGACGGAAGCUAUGCGGGAACAAUUUUAUCCCUAUUCUCUGCAAAUGUAAAUGGAAUCAGAAUUUAUCAAAUUGAGUCAAGGAAAGAAGAAUGUUCUGGAAUAUGCAGUGAAAUUCAAUGAGCUUGCUCGAUUUGCCCCUAACCUGGUGACUACUGAUAGGCAAAGGAUGAAUCGAUUUGAAGGAGGAUUAAACAUUGAGAUCCGUGAUCGUCUUUCGAGUUCUAGAAUUUCCACUUUCCAAGAGUUGUACGAUCGAGCAAUUAACGUCGAAAGAAUUAUCAAGCUUCGAGAAGAAACAUAUGGAAAACGAAAAGGGAGCUUCGAAGAAAAUCAACCGAACAAUAAGAAACAAAAUGUCAAUGUCAGCUAUCAAGGAGGGAAUAACGGAAACCAAAACUUCAACAAGAAUCGUGGAUGCGCCAAGUGUGGAAGAUGGAACCAUACUGAGAAAGAAUGUCGAAUUGGUACGCGAGAUUGCUUCAAAUGUGGUAGCAAAGAUCACAAAAUCAGAGAUUGUCCUCAAAUACA